AUGGCAGACAACCCUCCUUCAGCAUCCACUUCCAAUCAGGACAGUGCUGUUUCGGCGACUGGCGACAAUUCCAGGAGCCAAAGGGGAGACCGGGAUCAAGGCGGUCGAGGCAGAGGCAGAGGCAGAGGAGGCAGGCAGGAUAGGGGUAGAGGAAAGGGCUUCGGCUCUAAGGACUCAGGGGAACGUCACAAGAAGCGCGAUAUGGGCCGAGGCGAGUAUUUUCGAAACAAUCCAGAUCGACGCGCUCGAAACGACGAGCAGCAUGCUGCAAAGCGGCGGAAGACCGAAGAGGGUGGCCAAAUUGCUACAUAUUCUACAACGUUUACCAAGGAAGAGAUCGAGGCCGAGACUCGUAGACCGAAGCGCAAAGUUGCCGUGAUGAUAGGUUAUGCAGGUUCCGGCUACAAGGGUAUGCAAAUAAAUGCUCAAGAAAAGACCAUCGAAGGAGAUCUUUUCAAAGCGUUUGUGGCUGCAGGUGCUAUAUCGAAGAACAACAGCGAUGACCCGAAAAAGACAAGUCUGGUUCGUUGCGCUAGGACUGACAAAGGUGUGCACGCAGCCGGGAAUGUUAUAUCCUUGAAGCUUAUUGUGGAGGAGUCCGAUAUUGUAGAGACCAUCAACAAGCAUCUGCCUCCUCAGAUUCGGGUGUGGGGGAUCGAGCGAACAAAUGGUUCUUUCAGUUGCUAUCAGACUUGCGAUUCCAGAUGGUACGAAUACCUAAUUCCGACUUAUUCCUUUCUUCCGCCACACCCACAAAGCUUCCUUGGCAAGAAGUUAGUCGAGUCCGCGGAGCAAGAAGGCGUUUUUGAGACUUAUCAAUCUCUGCAGGAGGAUGCGGCUUCAUUUUGGAAGGACGCGGAGGAUACUUAUGUUAAACCGGUACUCGACAAGCUCGAUCCGUCCAUGAGAGAAGCCGUGAUUGCAACAAUCCAUAGCUCUGAGGAAGAAGAAGGAGAAGACGGAGGACCCAAGAAACCAACGAAAAAAAAAGUGAAGGAGGACAAUAAAUCGAGGCUUAAGGAAACCGAUAGCAUCGAACCUAGCGUUGAAGCCAUGAGAGGAGAAGAACCGGCAGUGAAGGAGGAAGAGCCAGCACCCGAGACUGUAUCGGUUCUCACGCCACUUGAAAUGGCUGCCAAAGAGGUCAAGGCUGCUUACAUCACUGCUAAGAAAGCCUACCGCAUCUCAGCGUCUCGCCGACAACGAGUCCAAGAAGCUCUCGAUUGCUAUAUCGGAACUCGAAACUUUCACAACUACACGAUUCAAAAGCCAUUCUCAGACCCCUCCGCCAAGAGAGUCAUCCGCUCGUUCAAGGUUGGAGCUGGUCCAAUAAUCAUCAAUGACACUGAAUGGUUGUCCUUGAAAGUACACGGUCAGUCGUUUAUGAUGCACCAGAUCCGAAAAAUGGUAGCAAUGGCAGCGCUUGUUGUCAGGUGUGGCACCUCAAAAGACAUAAUCCGAGAGAGCUAUGGUCCAGCCAACAUCAGCAUUCCGAAAGCCCCCGGUCUAGGGCUGUUGCUUGAAAGACCUGUAUUUGACAGUUAUAAUGAACGAGCGGUCCGAGAGUACAGCAGGGAAAAACUCGACUUUGACAAAUAUCAAAAGGAAAUGGAUGAAUUCAAGAAAAGGGAGAUUUAUGACAGGAUCUUCAGAGAGGAGGGAAAGGAUCACCAAUUCCAUGCCUUCUUCCACCACAUCGAUCAUUAUCGAACAGACUAUUUUCUUUGGGUUACUGCAAAGGGAAUCUCUGCUGCAGCUCAGAGUAAGAAACCGGCUAGGACAGAUGAUCCGAGCGAUGAUGAGGUUGAUAUCAAUGGUGAGGAGGGUUAA
Molecule: messenger RNA, 1830 nt
Organism: Hyaloscypha bicolor E
Lineage: Eukaryota; Fungi; Ascomycota; Leotiomycetes; Helotiales; Hyaloscyphaceae
Product: pseudouridine synthase
Exons: 3
Coding region: 1-1830 (609 amino acids)
Biological process (GO): tRNA pseudouridine synthesis; mRNA pseudouridine synthesis
Cellular component (GO): nucleus
Molecular function (GO): pseudouridine synthase activity; RNA binding
Source: RefSeq, a predicted model, not a curated record